UUACAUUCCGAACAAAAAUUAAAUAUGGCUUCCGUGAUUAGAAAAUUCAACCGGUUGCGAUCCGGUGUUUAUCUUUUUCAAAAUACCAGAGUGUUUAGACGAGGACUAUGUCAAGUAAGAGAUUUAAACAAUAUAAAACAGUCUAUUGCAAUCACCUAUUCAGACUUUGGAGAUCCAAGGAAAGUCCUAAGAACGGAAGUCGUUUCAUUGCCGAAAAAGCUAGAAAGCUCUCAAAUUCUCGUGAAGAUGAUGAUGGCUCCAAUUAAUCCGUCAGAUAUUAAUAUGAUAGAAGGUACAUACCAUAUCAGACCAGCAUUACCCUCUCUUGUCGGCAAUGAAGGGGUUGGAGAGGUUGUCGAUGUAGGUAAUGGUGUGGAGAACUUACAGAAGGGAGAUUGGGUGUUGCCAGCACAUGCUGCCUGGGGCACAUGGAGGACACAUGCAGUAUGUGAGGAAACUAGCGUACAGCAGAUCGACAAAGAUAUACCUGUCCUCGGCGCUGCUACACUGGCUGUCAAUCCAUGUACAGCCUAUAGAAUGCUCAAAGAUUUUGUUCCCAUAAAACAGGGAGACAUUGUAAUACAGAAUGGUGCAAACAGUGCAGUUGGACAAUCUGUCAUUCAAUUAGCAAAAGAAUGGGGAGUUACUACUGUAAAUAUUAUCAGAAAUAGACCUAAUUGUGAUCAGCUGACUAGCUACCUAAGUCUUGGUGCUACAUAUAUUGUGACAGAGGAAUUUGCUUCAUCACGAGAAAUGCGGGAUCUGGUUGCCAGCUUACACAAAGCACCAGUGUUAGCAUUGAAUUGUGUGGGUGGAAAAAGUGCAACUGAACUGACACGCUUUUUAGGACAAAAUGGGGUCAUGGUAACAUAUGGAGGAAUGUCCAGGAAACCUGUAGUUGUUCCAACUGGUGCAUUUAUCUUUAAAGAAAUACGUCUUGCAGGAUAUUGGAACACACAGUGGAAUACACUUAACAAUAAUUCUCCAGAAAAAUUGACGAUGUAUAGGGACUUGUGCAACUUGAUACGAACUGGAAAACUGGUUCCUCCAGAGAGUGAUCUAAUUCCUAUUGAAAAGUUUGAAGAUGCCGUUGCUCAAGCAAUGGAAGGAUUUCGUAAGCAGAAGAAAGUUCUAGUGAUGGAUGAAAAGUAUUUCUGAACUCAGUUUUACUAUUUCAAGCAGAAGUUUUAUAGACAGCAGAAGACUUUUAGAAUUCAAAUUUUUGGGUUUGUUAAAACUUAAAGUGCCAAGUUCAGACAAAUCUAGGUUAAAAAGUUCACGAACAAAAUAAAAAUAAACAUUACCCCUGGUACAAAGGUA
Pecten maximus is the source of this 1320-nucleotide messenger RNA. Its product is annotated as enoyl-[acyl-carrier-protein] reductase, mitochondrial-like. Gene Ontology annotation, cellular component: mitochondrion. Gene Ontology annotation, molecular function: trans-2-enoyl-CoA reductase (NADPH) activity. Gene Ontology annotation, biological process: fatty acid metabolic process. The record is from RefSeq and is a predicted model, not a curated record. NCBI's taxonomy places the organism in Eukaryota, Metazoa, Mollusca, Bivalvia, Pectinida, Pectinidae.